AUGGCCGGCUCUGAUGCGGUUCUGAUGAACUGGAGCCACAGUUUCACCUUUGACCCAGACUAUACCCCAUUUUGGGAAGCAUCCAUACGAGGUCUGGACCUGGCAUGGGAGAUGGGCACUUUGCUUAUGACACCUUCUUCAUCCUUCUCCUCUAUGUCUUUGCGACCGAAGAGAAGCAGGGCUUUUGUGAAAAGGGUGACUUUUGAAGACGAAGUGGAGAUCUAUGUGGGGCAUGAGGUCUCUCGUAGUCGUCAACCUGAAGGUGAAGCACAUCCCAGCCGACACAGUGGUCAAGACCUGAUGGAGUAUGACGAGGUAUCAUGGAUGUCUGCAGGUUGGUUUGCAGAUAACUUGCAGCAUCCUCCACAUUUGAAUCGUGAUGCAGCUGCGGUUUUUCAUCAUCAGCAUGCUGUUCACCAGGAUGACAUGGACAUGGAGGAGCCAGAGAACACCCAUGGAGAAGAAGGAGCAUCCUCAUCCAGUGACUCUGAUAGUGAGCAACCCAGACGGCCUGCCAUUGUCUACACCGUGGACAUGAAUCCCAUGCACUGUAGGCCUCGUUGGGACUCCUAUGAGAAGCUCCACAAAGACAUUGCGUAUCAGUUUGACAUGAGCAUCCAUGACAUCACCAUUAUCCACGCGGUACAGUCUGUGCCUUUGGACCUCCUGACUGCCAGAGUACAACCUUUCAUUGCGCAGAAACCAGGGGAUGUUACUGAGGGCUCGACGUUCCAAUUGGUACUCAUUGACGUUGAGUUUCACAAUGCACAGCCGUCAAUGGAGCCUGAAUCGGUGAGGCGUGUCAAGCUCUUUCCAAUGACAGUCUCACGGAAAGCUAUCAUUGCUAUGCUGGGACUUGAAGCCCACUGCCGUUAUGUGAGAAAGGCGUGCUUGAUGUGGCACAAUGGACAGCCGGUGCGCUCCCAGAGCAAAUCUCUUGUGAACUUUCUGCAUGGGGACUACUUGAGGGUAGCAGUCCCGCCAGGUAGAGGUGAGCUUCGAGAUUAUCACACUCGUGAUGUUGCUCAAUGUUUUCGCAGAGGCUACCGGGCUAGCAACAUCCCAACUGUGCUUGAAGCACUCCCGGAUGGUAUUGGAGUUGCUGAUAUGCCAGUUAUUGACCAUUUCAACUACAUUCCCAAAGCGCAAGACCUGGACUAUGAUCGGGAUGCAAUGGCCCUUUUUCAACUUCCUGGCUGGAGCCUACCUGCAUUUGACUAUUGGCCUCCAUUUCUGUCUAGCCGCAGUGGUCCCCCGGUGACCACAUGCAAAGUGAAUGAACAUGAUGUUCGCGAGCCUGAAAUGCUAGCAGAUGAUCCCAUGGAGAUCCAAGAAGGAGGUAGACCAGAGCUUGAUUUUGGUGACACUACUGCAUUUCUACAAGAACUGCAUCCUCUUUGGAUCCAACUCUCAGCAACAGAAAGAGAAGAUGAAGGCAGAGUGUUGUACGUACGUACUUGGUACUCAGAUCAUGAUCGCUUUCCACAUUGUGAAUCAGAUCGACCUGUUCGACUUCUUUCUGAUCCAUGGCGCUGGCUUGACACCAUUGCGGAAGCUUGGGACGAUCGCGUUGAUCCUGAUGCCCGCCUGGACCUCUUCAUUGUCAAACCCACGCCGGGAAGAGGAAGUGACGGUCCACGAGCGGUACCCCAUGUGAUCAUUGUGCAGCAUCCGCGAGCGGCCCUUAGCAGUAUCCAUGUGACAAAGAUUGACACAUAUGACUCCAGGGAGCCCAAGAGCGAGCAGGUCACAGUUGGGCCUCGACAGCUGCGGAAACAUUUCUUCCUGCAAUACUUUGGCUUGUUGGGCCGCAACGCAGUCGAGAGUCUGAUCGACUGCAUGAUUUGGCAUGGUGACCAUUUGCUGGACCACACAGACCUGAUGAUUGCCCGACACGGAGACAGUUUCCUGGUGAUCAACAACCAUCUCCGUGAUAUUGUGGCGCAAGCAGCCAGUCAGCAUGCGUCAACCAGUUCUUCAUCACUGAAUUUGCUUCAAACACAGUCAGUGGUUUUGAGGAAGUCAGACAUUGACAGCGACAGCUACGCAGAGAAGGAACGAGCGACUGGUCGAGCACUUCAAUUGGUCUGGCGCUUUGACAAGAUGCCACACCCAUCCUAUAUUGAAGUGUCCGCACAACCGACAAGGGAGGAGAUUCAAUGGGAAUUGAACAGCUGGGGCCUUUCCUGGGACUUCAUUCUCUGUCUUGAGAGGGAUGCUAUCAUCUGCCUUCCUGCACAAGUUCCAUCCACAGAGGUCUUUCAGCACUAUGUUUUUGUUCAUACUGAAGUCUCUGACGAUGAUUGGGUCUUCUUGCACUCCUCGCAGAACCUGCUGACGCCUCAUGAGAUCCUUUGCCAUCUCUAUGCACUUGGAUUCUGGCGGGCGGUGAUCUUAAAGAGUGAGCAAGUCUACUCCAACAUCACCAAAAUCACCUUUCAGAACCAGAAGGUUAGCAUGGCCCCGCCAGUACAGAAAGCAAAGCCUCCCCUCCAUUGGCCAGUGCAACAACAUGGACAACGAGGUCCCCAUCCUUUCUUCAAAAAAGAUCAUAGCUAUGACAGCAAGCAACUGGUCAGGACGGGUCUUACUAGUGAAGACAUUUCUGUCCUUUUUGCGUCUCAGCAUGACCUUCUACGAACUGAUGUGGCUGACUUAGAUCUGCCUGAGGAAAUCAAACAGGCUGUCGCCCAAUGUGAUGCCACCAUUGCCAAUGACGAGCUUGACCGUCUUUUGAUAUAUGCUGAUGGCUCUUCACUUGGGACGCUGAAGCAGACUCCUCCCCUACGGGCUGAAGAAGAGGGCACAGGAGACACCUGGGCUUUCCUAGUCCUGGGGGAGCGCUAUGACCCGCCAGGUCUCAAGUUCAUUGGAUGGAAUGCUCAUGCUGUCCAUUAUGACAGCUGUAGCAACAUGCAUGUUGGAGCACAUCGAAUUGGAGCAGAUGUGGCAGAAAAGGAAGGACUGGCAUGGGCUGCCUUCUGGCGCAUCAGCCAAAACUGGAACAUAGCAACGUGUUUCCGGUCAGACUCGAGAACCGCACUUGGUCAAGCAGCUGGUCAGAAAGGAACAGCGGACAUGGAUGGCACUUUCACCUUCCUGCGAGGGACUUUUCAGGCGGUUGAAGCCGCUUUGGCGCCUGAGGAGGUUCUAUAUUCCCAUGUACCCGGCCACGCUGGCGAAGUAUGGAACGAGUUCUGUGAUUGGCUGGCCAAGCAGGAGCGAAUCAAAAGCCACUAUUGCCCACGACCAAAGUUUGACAUGAGCAAAUGGAGGGCAGCAGUAGGAUAUGUCUGGAUGCUGUUCAACUCCCAGCCUGAUGUUCCCUUAUUUUGUGGACAUGGCCUACAUGCUCCAGCGCCUGACCUUCCUCCACAACAAGAUCUACAGCAGGUUCCCCAACAGCCCACGAAGACAUCGCUCCUGAAGUUCUCCCUGAGUGCUUGCACGGCGAAUGUGGGCUCUCUGAGUGGUGGUCCCGAUGGGCAUGCGGGCAAGGUCCAAUACAUGCGCAAGCAAUUCAGUGACCUUAAGUUCAACUUCCUCGGGCUUCAGGAAACGAGAACCCAGGAGUUUUGCUCGUGUGUCGACCAGAUCUACCGGCUUGCGUCUGGAUGUGCUGGCAGGCACCAAGGUGUGGAGCUUUGGGUCAAUCUGAGCCAACCCUAUGGGUACUUAGCUGGACAGCCUUGCCUCUUCACAACAGAAGAUUUCAGGAUUGUCUACAAAGAUGCACGUAUCCUGCUGGUGCAUGUUGAAACCAUUCAUUGGCGAUGUUGGAUUCUUGUUGCCUACGCACCUCAAAGUGGCAUAGCCUUGCGAGAAAGGGAAGACUGGUGGCAGCAAUUGCAUCAAGUUUUACACCAUCGUUGUCUCCGAGAUCCGCUCAUUGUUCUUAUUGACGCCAAUGCGUCGCCAGGAGCUUGGGAUCAAUGUGUCGUGUUCACAGAAGGCCUCCACACCUCAUCAGGUACACCUUUGCUCCGGGAAUUUUCGAUUGCGCAGGAACUGUUUAUGCCGAGCACGACUGAGGCUCACCAGGGCCCUCGAGAAACAUGGACUGAUCCACAAGGGUGUCACUCAUACUGCAUUGACUAUGUGCUCCUGUCUUCUCAUUUUCGUGAAGCAUGCGCCAUCUCCAAGAUUGUGCCGGAGCUCGACAUCAGUCCUGGCGUUUGGGAUCAUGAAGCCACUGCUGUUGAACUUUCAUGGACGGAAUACAUUCGAGCCCAACUUCAUCCUGAUGUUGUGAAGACAGCGCUCCAACGCUAUGAACCAGGAAAUUGGAGCACAGACAUUGUGACGCACAUUGACCAGCUCAAUCAAAGUGUUUUGCAGGGCAUCAGAGACAUUUGUCCUCCGCCUCGGAGACUUGCCAAGAAGCCCUUUGUUUCUGAUGAGCUGUGGCAGCUGAGAGCUGAGAAGUUGUCAGCAAAGGCGCGCCUGAAAAGUCUAGCCAAAAGGCGCAGGGAAGAGAGCCUUGUUGUCCUUUUUGGAUUGUGGAAGACUCAUGCAGAUCUGGCCAGCAACCAACCUCAGCAGGCAGGCCAUCGCUAUUGGCAUUACAUGAGUUACCUGGACCUCUCCAAUCUGCGCUUGGUUGGGCAAUAUUAUCACACCAGCAGACGUCUUCGACAAGGACUUCGCCAAGCCAAAGGUCGACUUAUCCAGCAGCAAUUUGAAGAUCUUCCAGAUGGAGCGCCAGCUUCGCAGAUUCUGAAAAUGCUUCGUCCUCUUUUGGGGCCUUCUAACUUGAAGAAGUUGAAACAGACCACUCUCCCGUUUGUGAGAAAGGAAAACGGAGAUGUCUGCAUCUUACCGAAUGAGGCAGUAGAGGUGUGGCUGAACUUCUUUAGCAAAAUGGAAGGUGGUGUACGGAUGGAUCUGCACACUCAGAGAGAGCUUUGGAUUUCCAACCUUGCUGCACUACGACAGCAUGAGUUUGACAUUGCGGCCGAGGAACUCCCGCGCCUACUUGAUCUUGAGGCGGCGCUGCGGAGAGUCAAUCCCUCCAAAGCAACAGGACCUGAUCAAAUGCAUCCUGGCAUUUGUGGUGGGGCCCCACAGAUUUUGGCGCGGAAGCUAUUUGGACCUCUCAUGAAGCUGGUUGUCCACGGACAAGAGGCCCUCCAGCACAAAGGUGGGUUGCUCCAUCCUGUAUGGAAAGCUAAAGGCCGAAAGGAUUGCUGUGCCUCAUAUCGCAGCAUUCUGAUAUCCAGCCACAUCGGCAAAAGCAUACAUCGGAGCAUUCGACAACAUCAGACCACGCUCUUCACCAAGUUCCUACAGCAGGAGCAGCUGGGUGGUCGGCCUCGCGUGCCUGUCACUUUAGGGGUCCACAUCGGGCGUGCCUUCAUGAGAGCCAAGAAGCGGCAUUCUUCGUCCUUUGGUCGUCGGCGGUGA
Messenger RNA from Cladocopium goreaui, 5403 nucleotides. The record is from the annotation of a GenBank genome assembly. NCBI's taxonomy places the organism in Eukaryota, Dinophyceae, Suessiales, Symbiodiniaceae.